AUGUUUGGCUGCAAGCUCGCCAAGAUUUUUGAUAAUUUUGAAGAGAAACCAGUAGCAUCUGGAAGUAUUGUUCAAGUGCAUGGAGCUGGUCAACAGCUGAAGCCCAUAGUAGUUGCCGUAAAGCAGUUACUGGAGAAAGUUAGGCGUCAUAGAGUUAAUGUCGAUGGCAAUGUCUGUACUGUCAUGGUAACCACUUUGGUUCAUGAGAUGUGGAGGCAGCCUCAGAAGACCUCAGUCUACACAAAUGUUCAUCAACUUCUUGAACGAUCAGGUGUGGCCUUGAAGGGAAACUGUUAG
Molecule: messenger RNA, 297 nt
Organism: Prunus armeniaca (apricot)
Lineage: Eukaryota; Viridiplantae; Streptophyta; Magnoliopsida; Rosales; Rosaceae
Source: the annotation of a GenBank genome assembly